This is a messenger RNA of Mytilus trossulus (common blue mussel), 1693 nucleotides long. Its product is annotated as actin-related protein 2/3 complex subunit 2-like. Bases 112 to 1011 code for a protein of 299 amino acids. The record is from RefSeq and is a predicted model, not a curated record. Gene Ontology annotation, molecular function: actin filament binding; structural constituent of cytoskeleton. Gene Ontology annotation, cellular component: Arp2/3 protein complex; actin cytoskeleton. The transcript is spliced from 11 exons. Lineage: Eukaryota; Metazoa; Mollusca; Bivalvia; Mytilida; Mytilidae. Gene Ontology annotation, biological process: actin filament polymerization; Arp2/3 complex-mediated actin nucleation.
CAAAAAUUAGCCAAUGAAAAGAAGUGUUACAAAGGCAAAGUUGGAAAUCAACAACAGUUCCGGAAUAAGGAAUAACCCACCCUUCUUUCAGAGGAAAAACUCACUGCUAAAAUGAUUUUGCUUGAAUUCCAUAACAGAAUUGUCGAAGAAACACUGAAUUUAAGAUUUAAAAACGCAAAAGAAGGAAACAAACCAGAAUCCAUUGAUGUCACUGUUGCAGAUUUCGAUGGAGUUUUAUUCCAUAUAUCAAACCCCGAAAAUGACAAAACCAAAAUAAUAGUCAGUAUUUCACUGAAAUUUUACAAAGACUUAGAAGAGCAUGGUGCUGAGGAUUUAAUCAAAAGAGAAUAUGGUGACUUUAUGACUACAACAGAAGAUGGUUACAGUGUGUCGCUUCUGUACAAUUUAGAGACCAUUCCUGAUGACUUUGAAGAAAUUGUUAAGAAAGCAGCUUUACUGAAAAGGCAUUGUUUUGCAUCAGUGUUUGAGAAAUAUUUUGAGUUUCAGGAAAAGGGAGUAACUGGUACCAAAAGAGCAGUCAUACAGUACAGAGAUGAUGAAACUAUGUAUGUUGAGGCACAAAAAGACAGAGUGACAGUUAUAUUCAGUACAGUGUUUAAAGAUGAUGACGAUAUUGUUAUAGGAAAAUUAUUUAUGCAGGAAUUUAAAGAAGGAAGAAGAAAUUAUCAACAAGCACCACAAGUUUUGUUUAGUCACAAAGAACCUCCAAUGGAAUUAAAAGGAACAGACGCUCGUGGUGGGGAUAAUGUAGGAUAUAUUACUUUUGUUUUGUUUCCUCGUCACACUGGUGCAGCUGUACGUGAUAAUACGAUCAACUUAAUCCACACACUCCGAGAUUAUUUACAUUAUCAUAUAAAGUGCUCUAAGGCAUAUAUCCAUUCGAGGAUGAGAGCAAAGUGUUCAGAUUUUCUAAAAGUACUGAACAGAGCACGACCAGAUCAACAGAAAGAAAAGAAAACAAUCACUGGCAAGACUUUCAAGAUGAAUUGAUAAAUAGUAUAUGUGACUUGAUAUUUUGGUGCAAAAUUACAGAAGUGGCUUUACAUCUCUCAGUCGUCUAGCAGUAUGAAGAAGUUGUGGGAUAGGAACAAUUGGCUGGACCAAUGUUUUAUUUUUAAAUUGUAUGCUAAUGUAUAGAAUGCAUUUAAUAUUAAAAACUGCUGAUAACAUUUAGGCAUCUAACAAAAAGAUAUUUUGCAAAUUAAACAGUCAUUAACAUUAUGGAUUUCAAUUUUAACCAUUUUUAUCUCCCUUUCAAAGUACACAAUCAAUAUUUUCUGAUACGAUUUGUUCUGAAUUUUUCAUCUGUUUUUUGAUUUUAUAUAUUCAAACACAUACUUAAAAUGAAAAGUAAAUGUGGUUAAUAAUGAGUAAAUAUUUAGAUACUAUUUUUUGUAUGCUGUCUCAUAAUACAUAAGUUAUGCCUGCAAUUAUGGGCGGUGACCCAAGUUAUAAUAAUGUAAUACUUUUCCGAUUAUUUUCUAUACCAGUUGUAUAUAGAUGAAAGAUAAUGGGAUUAUAAUUUAGUAUUUUUUUUACAGUCAUAUUUGAUGAUGAACUGUUCAUUUUUAUAUGCUAAUGUUGAAAAGAUAUAUUUCAACAUUAUAAUGCCAGAACAAAUGCCAUGUACACUUGGCUGUAUAAAUAUUUAUAAAUAAAAUUAUUAAUAAUU